Molecule: messenger RNA, 843 nt
Organism: Vigna radiata var. radiata (mung bean)
Lineage: Eukaryota; Viridiplantae; Streptophyta; Magnoliopsida; Fabales; Fabaceae
Product: transcription factor bHLH52-like
Exons: 2
Coding region: 1-843 (280 amino acids)
Biological process (GO): regulation of DNA-templated transcription
Molecular function (GO): protein dimerization activity; DNA-binding transcription factor activity
Source: RefSeq, a predicted model, not a curated record
AUGUCGCUAAGCAAGUUUUUCGACUGGAACACUCUUCAAAUUUCCGAUUCAGAAGCAAGCCUCCGUAAUGCAGCCAUGGCAGAAGAAGUAGCACCGAAUAUCCAGCAUCUUUUUCCCUACUCAGAUGAAAGCUUUUUCCUUUCAAAUGCCCUUUUUGAGUACUGCAUUGACCCAAAUGAUGGUUUUAUCUGUCCUUCAGAUAUUCACUCUCCUUUAGAUCCUUUCACUUCAUUCCCUCAUCAUCAAAUCUUCCCAACUCAUGAAGAUUACAAUCCUCUCCCGUGCCCAAAACGCCAAAAGUUCUUCUCCCAGGAACAACCAGAGCUUACCACACCAUCCAAUCAUAUAGAUGGGUUUGCUAAUUGCUACUCUUUUCAAUCAGAAGAGACACAACCACAGUUUUUUUGUAUGGAUGAGGAGAAAGGUAAUAAGGAAAGAGUCAUAUCUCCACAGAGUGUAGCCGCAAGAGAAAGAAGAAGAAAGAUUACAAAUAAGACUCAAGAACUCAGUAAGUUGGUUCCUGGUGGAACAAAAAUGAACACUGCUGAGAUGCUUCAUGCAGCUGCAAAAUACGUUAAGUAUCUUCAAGCCCAAGUUGAAAUGCUUGAACUCAUGAACUCAUUUGAGCAUGAAGAUAAAGCAGCACCUCCUUCUGAGAUUCUACACGCUCUGGUUGUUUCUCCCUUUGUUCAAGAGAAGUUGUAUGCGGUGGAAAAGUGCUUUUUGCCAAAAGAAACUGUCACCACUUUGACAAAUCUUGAAGUUGUUCAAUCCAGACCUACCAUGGUUCAGGAACUUAAACAGCUAAUUGAAACAGAAUCUGAGAAAGAAAAGCAAGAUUAA